This is a messenger RNA of Nematostella vectensis (starlet sea anemone), 1196 nucleotides long. RefSeq names its product doublesex- and mab-3-related transcription factor A2. NCBI's taxonomy places the organism in Eukaryota, Metazoa, Cnidaria, Anthozoa, Actiniaria, Edwardsiidae. The record is from RefSeq and is a predicted model, not a curated record. Gene Ontology annotation, biological process: male sex differentiation; regulation of transcription by RNA polymerase II. Gene Ontology annotation, molecular function: DNA-binding transcription factor activity, RNA polymerase II-specific; protein binding; RNA polymerase II cis-regulatory region sequence-specific DNA binding. The transcript has 3 exons. Gene Ontology annotation, cellular component: nucleus. Bases 38 to 1090 code for a protein of 350 amino acids.
UUGCCUCAAGCUGGCUACGGCCCUGCUUCUUGGCCCUAUGGUGCACCACCAAGUCCAGCUUUCACCUUCCUUUCCAUUUCCUCUUCGGGCCAUCGCAAUUAGAGAUCUUUGUAAUAAACGUGCCUUCAGUCAAGAACCACAUCAUAGCACGAUGGACGACGACCACACAAGCAGUCAGAGGACGCCCAAAUGCGCGCGAUGUAGAAACCACGGGGUGUGUUCCUCGCUCAAAGGCCACAAGUACUACUGUAGAUGGAGAGACUGCCUGUGCACCAAGUGUCUCCUCAUCGCAGAGAGACAGAAGAUUACGGCGGCCAGGGUAGCGCUACUACGGUACCAGAAUACUUCAAGCUGGCAGCAUAUGCCCGGCGAGAGGGCUGGGGAGCUUAGUGACGAGUUUAUGCCGCCCCUGCUGCUUCGCGGGCCCGAGAGAGCAGCGAGCGCCUUCCGACAACCUGACAUACCAAUGACUCAAACGAUAACUACAGGCAAAACUCACCAGGACGAUAUCAUUGUGCCUCCGAUGAAAAGACCGAAACUUGAGAAACCUUCCACUCCAGAUGAAAUAGUCACAGAGCCCUCCAACGAAUUUAAGGGUUUCCAGGUGAUCCAAAGUCCUACAAACCCACCCUUCCCUACAGAGAAAGACAAGAGCGCAACACCAAGUAUCCAUCAAGAUCAGGGGGGGUCAAACAAUGCAAGGCUUGACGAAAAUACGCUACAGAUUCUACACCAGCAGCUCAUGUCUGUAAUGCACUAUCAACGCCGCACCCCUCCCCUGUCAGUUGACCUUCUAGCCAAGAUAUUCCCCUCAAUCGACCGUCGUGUGCUUGGGUUGUUGCUCCAAGGAUGUGAUAACAAUGUCGUCCUGGCGAUAGAAUGCAUCGUCAAUAAUAAUACCACCUCAUCAGGCCGCCUCUUCGAGUUCGAAAGACAUGCCGCAGCCUCUAGUGAUAGCCCCCCUGUCAAGUUACCAGAGCAACGUCCAAUAAGAAAACGUGUUACGCCACCUAGGUUAAUCUCUGACGCGAGGGGCGUGUCCCACGAGGAACUGUUCCCAAGGUUUCGCCGACCGGGCAGUAGGGACUGAUUCUGGCACUGCCGAACAAUUUGUUCGAUCUUUUUUUAUUAUUAAUUAAUUGUUUUAAAAGAAUGUAGAAGCCGGAAAUUUCGAAGAACGAUGUAUAAAUAAUGGA